AUGGGAGUCUCGCACAGUGGGCACGGCUCUAUCUGGCAUGAUAUCCAGGUGCGCUUUGAAAACCGAAUCCAUAAUGUUUGGUUGACCGAUGCCGAAUGCAAAGAACACGAGGAGAUCAAUCGCUCUGCAGCUUGCGAUAUCAUACUCGCAGAUAUUCAGGAUCCACUGAGCCUUAUGGGAGGUGCAACCCUCUCGCUUCCCUUCGAUAUGCCUAAUCGCAGCCACAGAGCCGUUUUUGGUAGAGCCCUGGGUCUUCUUACCAAUCUUGCCGAAGAGAGUGCUCUUUCAGCCGACCUAGAUUACUGUAAUUGGUUGGCUGAUGAGAUCGAGCAGCUGCAUCCCACUGUCACUCGUUUACAUCAAGGAACGCGGCGUGCACCGAAACUAAACUGUGCUUCGGUAGGCUCCUCUACGAAUAUUCUGAAUGAUGGUCACAACUUGCAAUCUCCGAGCUCAGAGACUGCAAGCAGCAAAUCAAGCUCAGUGAUUCGCCCAAGUACUCAAGGAUACAGGAGUGGUUCUUCGUCAAAUGGAUUAUCAACGCAGGUUGGCUCGCUGUCGACUGUCGAUAUCAUGGAUUACACCAAGUCUGAUGACAUAUAA
Molecule: messenger RNA, 603 nt
Organism: Didymella exigua CBS 183.55
Lineage: Eukaryota; Fungi; Ascomycota; Dothideomycetes; Pleosporales; Didymellaceae
Exons: 3
Coding region: 1-603 (200 amino acids)
Source: RefSeq, a predicted model, not a curated record